AUGGAUUUCGUCGCACUUUUCUUGCUUGUGCUCACAGCGGGCGCCGUACCGCUGUCUCCUGCCGCCAGCCCCCUUGUCGACCUGAGCUACGAGCUGCACCAAGCUACCGUGAAUGUAACGGGCGGCUACUACAACUUCUCCAACAUCCGCUACGGCGCGAGCACUGCGGGCCGUCUGCGGUUUGCGCCCCCUCGGCCGCCGUCGCGGCCGCCAGGACCGCUGCGAGUGAACGACGGGCAGUCGGCCAAGGUCUGCCCCGGCGCGCUGCCGGCCUGGCUCGAUGUAGCCACGAGCUUUGCGGCCGGGCUGAACUACACGCCGGCCAACACCAGCACCGGCGCAGCUGACGUCGUCGACCCGCGCACGAGCGAAGACUGCCUGCUUCUCGACCUUGUGGUUCCCAGGGCCGUGUUUGACGACAAGCUGGGCGCCCCCGUGCUGGUCUGGAUCCACGGCGGCGGCUUCGUCAGCGGCGACAAGAGCGAGCAGGGCAACGGCGCCGGCCUGGUGGCGCGUUCAAUGGAGCAGGGCAACGCGGGAAUCAUCUACAUCGCCAUCAACUACCGGCUCGGUCUUUUUGGAUGGCUGGCCGGCACGGCAUUCGAGGAGCAGUCCGGGUCGCCCAAUGCCGGCCUGCUCGACCAGCGGCUCGCCUUGGAGUGGGUUCGGAAGCACGUUCAUUUGUUCGGCGGCGACCCCGGCCGUGUCACCGUCAUGGCCGAGUCGGCGGGCGCGGGCUCGACGGUGCUGCACAUGGCCAGCAGCGCAUCUGCUGCUGCUGGUCGUCGUCCGCCGCCGUUCCAGCAGGCCAUUGUGCAGAGCCCCUGGCUGCUCCCUCCGCCACCAAAGGCACAGCAGGACGCACUGUACGGCGCCGUGCUCCGUCUAGCCAACGCAACGACACUGCUCCAGCUGCGCAGCGCGUCCACGGCCACCCUCCAAGCAGCAAACAGAAUGCUCGUUUCCCACGCGCCGUACGGGACCUUCGUUUUCGGCCCCACCGUCGACCACGUGCUCGUAGAGGGCAGCCCCCCGGCUUCUUCCCUGCUCGCCGCAGCAGAAGCCUCUUCCAAAUUCCCCGUCCGCUUGAUGGUGGGCCACAACUCGGACGAAGGCAUCCUCUUCACCCCGCCGCAGGCCCUGGACGAGCGCGUCUUCGAGCCCUUGCUCGCCCAAGUCUUGCCCGCAGCCUCGCCCGCCACGCUAUCGCUGCUCGCCACCGAGCUCUACCCAGCCACGUACGGCGGCGGCCCGUCGCCGGCGUACUAUGCCAGCCCGCUGCGCCGCUACGCAACCGCCUACGCCGAGCUGGCCGUGACGUGCGCAGCGCGCCAGCUGCUACUACUACCGCCGGGCGCGCACCACCACUACGCCUAUGUGUGGAGCGUGCCGCCCGGCUGGCACUCACUCGACCAGGCCUACACCUUCUAUGACGACGGCGGCGCACCACUGGACGGCGCGCCGGCUGCUGCUGCCACUUCUCUGGCCGCGACCAUGCAGCGCUACUUUGUCAACUUCGCCUCUUCUGGCUUCCCCGAUCGUGGCCUGCCCGUGCCCGUCCCAUUCCCCGCGGCGGCGGCGGCGGCGGGCCCUGCGGUGGUGCUCAACUUCUCCACUACGGCCUUCGGUGUGGCACGGGAUCAUCAUGUCGAUGCGGAGAGGUGUCGGCGCUGGAUGGAUCUGAGCGAGGAGCUGUGGGCUGAUGCUUGA
This is a messenger RNA of Lasiodiplodia theobromae, 1710 nucleotides long. Its product is annotated as Carboxylesterase. The transcript is spliced from 3 exons. The record is from RefSeq and is a predicted model, not a curated record. Bases 1 to 1710 code for a protein of 569 amino acids. NCBI's taxonomy places the organism in Eukaryota, Fungi, Ascomycota, Dothideomycetes, Botryosphaeriales, Botryosphaeriaceae.